Messenger RNA from Aspergillus alliaceus, 1020 nucleotides. Its product is annotated as glycosyltransferase family 32 protein. Gene Ontology annotation, molecular function: mannosyltransferase activity. The transcript has 3 exons. The record is from RefSeq and is a predicted model, not a curated record. The coding region runs from base 1 to 1020 and encodes 339 amino acids. NCBI's taxonomy places the organism in Eukaryota, Fungi, Ascomycota, Eurotiomycetes, Eurotiales, Aspergillaceae. Gene Ontology annotation, biological process: mannosyl-inositol phosphorylceramide biosynthetic process.
AUGUUUUGCUUGCGAGCCCACCUACUCCUUUUUAUCAUUCUAGCGACCCUCCUGCUCUUCCUCACAUCGCCAUUGGCUGCCCAGCUUCACCUGUUACUCCGAAUGCCUUUCGUCUGGAAAGAGUCCGCCACCAAAUCCAUCAUCUCACUAGAUCGCGACCAAUUCGACGUCACAUUUCGCGCAUACGAUACUAUACCACCGACAUCAGAACUAGAAAGCCCGCCUCUGAUUCCCAACACACUGCACCACGUCCACCUGGGCGGGUCAGAGAUUCGACCGGAAUGGCAGGCAGCCAGAGAAGAAUGUCUGAGGAUACAUCCAGAAUGGGAGACCAUUUUCUGGGACGAUGCGACAGCCAAUAAAUUCAUUCGGGAAAACUUUCCGCAUCUGAAGGAUACAUGGAACAACUACCCAUACCUCGUUCAGAAGGUGGAUGCGCUGCGAUAUAUGAUUCUAUACAAGUACGGAGGCGCGAUCCUGGACUUGGACCUUGUUUGCAAGCGGUCGCUGGAGCCACUGCGGAGAUUUGAUUUCGUCGCUCCCGCUGCGUAUCCGGCUGGGUUUUCUAUUGGGAUGCUCCUGUCCAGCCGGAAUAACUCUUUUGUUCGUGAUUUGAUUUACAACCUGCCUCGUUUCAAUCGGCGGUGGUUCCUCCUCCCAUAUGUGACUGUGAUGUUUAGUACCGGGUGUCAUUAUGCGUCGACGAUCUACACUACUCAGUUUAAUCGAACUUCGCUCCGUAUUUUGUCCGGUCCACCCGAUCGUCCGAAUAUGCACAUGCUGAAUGGGUUCGUGGAUACUCCGCUCUUCCGACAUCUAGGGACAUCGUCCUGGCACGCGAACGAUGCGCUUUUACUCCGGAUGGUCGAGGGGGUGGGGAAUCGAGUGCUGUAUUGUAUUCUCACCGUAGCCAUGGUGGGUGGUUGUAUAGUAAGUUUGACGGUGAUUGCCGCGCGACGACGCGGGACAAAAGUGGAGACGUCCACGUCGAUCUUCAAGGUCUCGGAAAAGGUUGUUUGA